This is a messenger RNA of Branchiostoma belcheri (Belcher's lancelet), 695 nucleotides long. RefSeq lists its product as uncharacterized. Gene Ontology annotation, cellular component: nucleolus. The record is from RefSeq and is a predicted model, not a curated record. Bases 103 to 438 code for a protein of 111 amino acids. Lineage: Eukaryota; Metazoa; Chordata; Leptocardii; Amphioxiformes; Branchiostomatidae. The transcript has 4 exons. Gene Ontology annotation, biological process: ribosome biogenesis.
UCCAUCCCAAAUCCGGAAGUGACAGACCUGACCGCGUGCUCCGACACGCUUGUGCUUCAAAUCUGUGUGAUCGGAGGUGUUUCCCGAGCCCGGAGCUACACCAUGGGGAAGAAUAGACAGAAGAGCCGCCCUGCGAGUAAAGGUGGAAAUGCAGGAAACCAACCGAAGAACGUCUUCUCAGUAUCCAAGCAUAAAGCCAUGAAAGCAAAGAGGAAAGCAAAAUCCAUCGAUGUGAAAAAGUUAAAUUCUCAGGUACAAAAGGAAGUGAAAAGAGUUAACAGAACAGCAGCAAACUUACAAGAGGAACUAGUUAGGGUACACAAGGACACAAAGGCACAACAGGUGAAGAAAACACAGCUGAGGGCCAAACCGACCCCAGGAACACAGCAACCCCCACCUGACAUGGAUGCUGCUGCAUUACAAUUUGCAAUGCUAUGAGAAAAAACUCUUCUUAUUACUUUCUAAAUACUAGUAGUAUAUGAAGUGAAACUUAACAGGACAAAAUAUUAAGGAAAUAUCAAAAUCAUCAAUGCCACAAGGGCAGGGGUGUAAGUUAUACAAAAAAGAUAAUCCUACCUUCUACUGCCAGUGUCUUAUACUUGUAUAUCUUUUCCAAGUUAUCAUUAUUUUCAUGUCAUAUGACUAGACUGUGACACAUUGUAACAAUUUCAGUAUGAAAAACAUUUCUCAAAUCA